AUGGACUUCGCAUACCUAGAGACGCUACCAUCCCCAAGGCUCCUCGCCACCCAUUUGCCCCUUUCGUUGUUUCCAAAGUCCAUAACUAGUGGUUGUGGUUGUCGGGUUGUGUACAUCUGUCGAGACCCUAAGGAUGCAUUCGUGUCUCGGUGGUGCUAUGAUAAUAAGGUUCAUAGAGGACGUAGUGUUGAUUUGAAAACAGCUUUCAACAUGUUAUCCGAAGGUUUCUCUGGCUAUGGGCCUUUUUGGGAUCAUUGUCUUGAGUACUGGAGGGAGAGCAUUGCGAUGCCCGAUAGGGCACUCUUCUUAAAGUAUGAAGAAAUGCUGUCAGAUCCUGUGAAAUAUGUCAUGAAGAUCGCAGCAUUCAUUGGUGUCCCAUUUUGUACCAAGGAAGAAGAGGACGGGGUACCUGAGGAGAUGGUUAGGUUGUGCAACUUUGAGAUGCUUAGUAGCCUGUAUGUCAACAAAACAGGAGAGUUCUUUAGACACGGCAACAUGGUUAUUGAGAAUUCAGCAUACUUUAGGAAAGGAAAGGUGGGUGAUUGGGGAGGAAGUUAG
Messenger RNA from Miscanthus lutarioriparius, 558 nucleotides. Lineage: Eukaryota; Viridiplantae; Streptophyta; Magnoliopsida; Poales; Poaceae. The record is from the annotation of a GenBank genome assembly.